Messenger RNA from Manis javanica (Malayan pangolin), 4131 nucleotides. RefSeq names its product N-deacetylase and N-sulfotransferase 2 (gene NDST2). Lineage: Eukaryota; Metazoa; Chordata; Mammalia; Pholidota; Manidae. Gene Ontology annotation, cellular component: Golgi apparatus. The record is from RefSeq and is a predicted model, not a curated record. Gene Ontology annotation, molecular function: heparan sulfate N-sulfotransferase activity; deacetylase activity; hydrolase activity.
GUGCCAACGGACCGGGUGGAGGGGGUGCGCCUCUGCGGGACGGUCGCGGAGCCUGCCGUCGCGACGGCCGAAGUUCGGCCAAGCGCUGCGGAAGCCCUUUUGGCUGUCUGGCAUCUCGGCCGCGCGGCUCCCAGACCCAGAGGCGGUGGGGACCAGAGUGGGCGCCACGAGCGGCAGCGCGCCGCCUCCCCCCCCAGUGGGAGCGGUGGUUGGGCCCGGCUGCAGCAGAAGGUUCGCUCGGAGAUGGCGGAGCCGCCGCUACGCGGCCGGAGGCCCCGAGAACAGGGAAGCCGGGCAGCCCCGGGACGCGGCGGAGCCCGGGGACAGCGGGGACGCCGCCUAGUCCGCCGGGUAUGAAGCUAAAAUGCACUGCUUAAGAGCACGGGUCUAUGGAGAUUGACAGGCCUGACUUUGAAACCCAGUUCCUCCACUGACUGAGCUGUGUGAUCCUGGGCAAGUUACUAUGCUUCUCUGGACCUCAAAUUACUCAUAAGUGAAAUGGGGGUAAUAAUAGUAUUUACCUCUUACCUACCUCUAAGGGCUGGUGUGAGCAUUAAAUGUCUGGAAUGUUCUUUGAAGAAAGUCUGCCAAAGAGAGUUUUGGUGGAGAACGAAUCAUCCUGUGAACAGGAGAUAGUGAGGGACGAGAUUGUGAACUUUGCUGAAAUCUGAUGUGAGGAGCUCAGCCAGGACUGAGGGUGGAACCUGGCUAGAUUUGCAUCCUGAAGCCAUGGGGCCAUGGUAACCUGAGACCAAUGGACUCUGCCCAGUUGCCCCCUGUUGCCCCUUUUUCCUCCUCUACCCUGUAAUUAGGGUACUUGUCUACACCUCUUCAGGGAACUGUGAGGGAAUCCCUUUCCUCUAUUUUCCUAUCUUUCCACCCUCCCAAGUGAACCCCAGCCUAUAGAACUCCUCCUCCUGUCCCCUGAGGUGGUCCCCAUCCCUGCCUGCCCCCCUGCCCCCCCCCCCGCCAUGCUCAAGCUGUGGAAGGUGGUACGCCCAGCCCGGCAGCUGGAACUGCACCGCCUCAUACUGCUGCUGCUUGCUUUCAGUCUGGGCUCCAUGGGCUUCCUGGCUUACUAUGUAUCCACAAGCCCCAAGGCUAAGGAACCCUUGCCCUUGCCUUUGGGAGACUGCAGCAGUGGUGGGGCAGCUGGCCCUGGCCCUGUAUGGCCUCCAGUCCCACCCCGGCUCCCAAGGCCUCCAGAGACAUCUCGAACUGAACCUGUGGUCCUUGUGUUUGUGGAGAGUGCAUACUCACAGCUGGGGCAGGAGAUUGUGGCCAUCUUGGAGUCUAGUCGUUUUCGUUAUAGCACUGAGUUGGCACCUGGCCGAGGGGACAUGCCUACACUAACUGAUCAUACUCGUGGUCGCUAUGUCUUGAUCAUUUAUGAGAACCUGCUUAAGUAUGUCAACCUGGAUGCUUGGAGUCGGGAACUGCUGGAUCGGUACUGUGUGGAAUAUGGUGUAGGCAUCAUUGGCUUUUUCCGGGCCCAUGAGCAUAGCCUACUGAGUGCCCAGCUCAAGGGCUUUCCCCUUUUUCUACACUCAAACUUGGGGCUCCGGGACUACCAAGUGAAUCCUUCUGCCCCGCUCCUGCAUCUCACACGCCCCAGCCGCCUGGAACCUGGGCCUCUGCCUGGUGAUGACUGGACCAUCUUCCAAUCCAAUCACAGCACAUAUGAACCAGUGCUCCUUGCCAGCCUUCGGCCAGCUGAGUCCCCUGUACCAGGACCAGUGCCUCACCGGGCCCGGCUUCCCACUGUGGUACAGGACCUGGGGCUUCAUGAUGGCAUCCAGCGGGUGCUCUUUGGCCAUGGCCUUGCCUUCUGGCUCCACAAACUUGUUUUCGUUGAUGCUGUGGCAUACCUCACUGGCAAGCGCCUCUGCCUCGACCUUGACCGCUAUAUCUUGGUAGACAUUGAUGACAUCUUUGUGGGCAAGGAAGGUACCCGCAUGAAGGUGGCUGAUGUUGAGGCUCUGUUGACCACCCAGAACAAACUCAGGACAUUAGUCCCCAAUUUCACCUUCAACUUGGGCUUCUCGGGCAAGUUCUAUCAUACUGGGACAGAGGAGGAGGACGCAGGGGACGACAUGCUGCUGAAACACCGCAAAGAGUUCUGGUGGUUCCCCCACAUGUGGAGCCACAUGCAGCCACACCUGUUCCACAAUCGCUCUGUGCUGGCUGACCAGAUGAGGCUCAACAAACAGUUUGCUCUGGAGCAUGGGAUUCCCACGGAUCUGGGGUAUGCUGUGGCCCCCCACCACUCGGGCGUGUACCCCAUCCACACGCAGCUCUAUGAGGCCUGGAAAUCUGUGUGGGGCAUCCAGGUGACCAGCACCGAGGAGUAUCCCCAUCUCCGGCCUGCCCGCUACCGCCGUGGCUUCAUUCACAAUGGCAUUAUGGUGCUGCCACGGCAGACCUGUGGCCUCUUCACUCACACAAUCUUCUAUAAUGAGUAUCCUGGAGGCUCUCGUGAACUAGACCGGAGCAUCCGAGGUGGAGAGCUCUUUCUGACAGUGCUUCUUAAUCCGAUCAGCAUUUUUAUGACCCAUCUGUCCAAUUAUGGAAAUGAUCGGCUUGGCCUGUACACCUUUGAGAGCCUGGUGCGCUUCCUCCAGUGCUGGACACGGCUGCGCCUUCAGACCCUUCCUCCUGUUCCUCUUGCACGAAAAUACUUUGAACUCUUCCCUCAAGAGCAAAGCCCCCUUUGGCAGAAUCCAUGCGAUGACAAGAGGCACAAAGAUAUCUGGUCCAAGGAGAAAACCUGUGAUCGACUCCCCAAAUUCCUCAUUGUGGGACCCCAAAAGACAGGGACCACAGCUAUUCACUUCUUCCUGAAUCUGCACCCAGCUGUGACUAGCAGUUUCCCUAGCCCCAGCACCUUUGAGGAGAUUCAGUUCUUCAGUGGCCCUAAUUACCACAAGGGCAUUGACUGGUAUAUGGACUUCUUCCCUGUCCCUUCUAAUGCCAGCACUGACUUCCUAUUUGAAAAAAGUGCCACCUACUUUGACUCAGAGAUUGUACCACGGCGGGGUGCUGCCCUUCUGCCACGAGCCAAGAUCAUCAUUGUGCUCACCAACCCUGCUGACAGGGCCUACUCCUGGUACCAGCACCAGCGAGCACAUGGAGACCCAGUUGCUCUGAACUAUACCUUCUACCAGGUGAUCUCAGCCUCCUCCCAGGCCCCUCUGACACUUCACUCCCUGCAGAACCGCUGUCUUGUCCCUGGAUACUAUUCCACCCAUCUACAACGCUGGCUGAAUUACUACCCCUCUGGACAGUUGCUGAUUGUGGAUGGGCAAGAGCUGCGUACCAACCCAGCUGCCUCAAUGGAGAGCAUCCAGAAGUUCCUGGGUAUCACACCCUUUCUGAACUACACACGGACCCUCAGCAGGUUUGAUGAAGAUAAGGGAUUCUGGUGCCAGGGACUUGAAGGUGGUAAGACUCGCUGUCUAGGCAAGAGCAAAGGCCGGAGGUACCCAGAUAUGGAUACUGACUCCCGCCUUUUUCUUAUGGAUUUUUUCCGGAACCACAAUUUGGAGCUCUCAAAGUUGCUGAGCCGGCUUGGACAGCCAGUGCCCUCAUGGCUUCAGGAAGAAUUGCAGCAUUCCAGUCUGGGCUGAUGUACCAACAUCUCAUACCAGCAAAAGCCCCCUGCCUCCCUAAGGGGCAAGCCCAGAGCAGGGCCCACAGGGGGCUUAGUGGCCUGGCCCCUUCCUCUUCUACCUCAGUGGCCCCCAGGCCUGGGAUGGCUGAGAAGGGAAGGGCAUCCCUAUCCCAUAGUUCUGGGGUCUUAAUAAAGGGGCUUCCCUUGACACCCCACAUCAUGGUACUAGGCACCUUUGAUCCAUGGUCUUGGAAGGUGGGGAGAAAUAAGAAGGUUCAGGCAGGGUAUAGAGGAAUGUAUUAAUCCAGUAACUUCCCUCUUCAUCCCCAGGAGUGUAUCUAUCUGUACCUGGCUAUGGGAGGGACCACUUACUGUUGGAUCAAUGGGAUCUACCUGUGGCUUGGCCUCCCUAAUGUCAUUCACAUUGAAUGGGGAUGAGGUCGGAUGGUGGCUCAUUGAGCUGAGUAUGAGCCCUCCUAGCUGUGGGCUAGAAAAGUCCUGAAUAAACAUCCUUAUUUUUC